AAAAGACCAAAUACCAAUAGUUGAAGUUGAAAGGGCUCUAAAGAAACUCAACAGUUACUUAGAGUUGAAGCACCUUAGUUACUCCUCACUCUAGUCUCUAUAUAUACACAUAACUUCAUCCUUAAAUUAACAACUACAUUUCAUAUAGCAAGAAAUUAAUAUAAUGAGUGUUAAUAUGAAUAUGAUCAAGGUUGGCCCGGCAGGAGAACAAUGGGGAACUGCUUGGGAAGAAAAGGGAAAAGGCGAAAUAGCCAAGAUUUUUGUUUCCUACAGUGAAUAUGACAUUUCUUCACUUCAAUUCCUGUUCGGUGAGAAUGGCCACUUUGUUUUGUCUGACAGACAUGGUUCUGCUAGACCAAGCAUAUACUUCACCACAGUUGCCUUGGAUUUCCCAUCAGAAUUUCUUACUUCUAUAAGAGGUUUCUGCCUUCACAAUAAUCUAGGUGAUUUAAGAUCAAUAACAUUUGUCACCAACAAGCGUACCUAUGGACCAUAUGGCCAAAUGGCCACUUCAUCAAGCUUGAAGGAAUUCUUCUUUCAACUAGGAGUUGACCGUUGCUUUGGUGGAUUUCACGGUACGGAAACUGAUAAUUGCAUUACCAGUAUUGGUGUCUAUGUGAAGGCCAUCACAUCCUCCAUGAUCACACCCACAAACUCUCAAGUAAGAGUUACCCGUCGAGUAGCGGUUAAAAGCGAAGAAGAUUAAAUCAAAAUAUUUUCUAUCUUGAAAAGUUCCAAUGUUGGACUAGUUACUAGUAUUUCUUUAUGCUUGUAUCCAAAAAUCCUUGAAUGAAGAUUGAAAGCGGAGAAGACUAAUUUAAAAUAUGUUCUUCUA
Lycium ferocissimum is the source of this 835-nucleotide messenger RNA. RefSeq names its product inactive protein RESTRICTED TEV MOVEMENT 1-like. The transcript is spliced from 2 exons. The coding region runs from base 164 to 706 and encodes 180 amino acids. The record is from RefSeq and is a predicted model, not a curated record. NCBI's taxonomy places the organism in Eukaryota, Viridiplantae, Streptophyta, Magnoliopsida, Solanales, Solanaceae.